AUGGAGCCCUUCCCUAAGCGACAGCGAUUAUAUGCCCUAGCCAGGCCCGAACCCCCUCGGACCUUCGAGGACCAUGAUGCAUAUUACGAUGAGCUAGGAGACGACAUACUCGAGGAUGAAGAUUAUUAUAGCGAGGAAGAGCCAGGACAGGUAGAACAAUACAACCCAGAUGCAGAACUACAGCAGAAGAGAGCGCAGCUCGAUCACAAACUGAAAUCAACGUUUGAGUCUAUCUUUGAGAAAUACGAGAGGGACUUCGACGGGGUUGGCGAUGAGAUUGACCUUGAGACGGGAGAGAUUGUAAUCAACAAUGGGCAUUUGUUGCAGAUGAUGGACGAGCAAGAUGCUGGAGAUCUGGGUGUUUCGCCGCGAGCAUUGACAGGCUACUCGGAGGACUCCGGCGAGCCUCCCAGCGGCUCUUUGGGCGAGACUGAUAUGAUGGAUAUGGAUGAAGAAGAGGAUGAGGACGAGGAAGAGGAAGCUGAAGAAGAGGAAUAUGAGGAGGAGAGCGAGGAAGUAGAGGAGGAUGGUAUGAUGGAAGACGACUUAAUCCUGCGUGGCUUUGUGCAGGCCAACCGAUUCCAGCAACUCUCACCGGGACUGGGAAUAUCGGAUGCGCCAAUUACUCUACCGAAGGGACGGCGACGAGAAACUACUUCUCGACUAGCUCGAAAAAAUAAACUCCCUUCCCGUGACGAUAUAUUGACACAAUUUGGACCUCAAUUGGGACCUCAAAUCGUGGAGUACGUCUCGCAGCAGCAUGCACAGAAAGAAAGUCACGCGGAACCAGCCUGGCGAGCCCUUGAGCUUCCGAAGAAGUUGUCGGUCGCAAGAAAUAUCGAGCCUGCUUGGAGAUUCCCCAUGAUCCCAUCAACAGGUCCUCCGAAGCUAGUGGAACCAGCAUGGCGGGUGCCCGAUCUACCAUCAGCUGCGCCCAUCGGCAGAAAACCAGCACAGAACCCAGCUAUGAUUGCCUCAGGAGAGGAACAAUCCCAAAGAUCUGAAGCAUCUGCAUCCAUUUGGGCACUAGCAAGACCUCCUGCUAGGAAAAGACUCGAUGGACGUGACAGUAAUGUUUUGUCCAAAGGAGAAAGCGCGGCUCAAAAACAGUCAUUUAGACCUCGAAUCUCUGAUUCUGUCAUACAUUCAAGGACAUUUGGACGAGCCCAGCAAGCUCAAAAGGCCAGGUCCGAUUCACCGAGAAAGAAAAGGACUGCCUUCACAGCUGAGGAAGAUGAUGCGAUGUUGAAAUGGGUGUCAAAGUCACGCAGACUAGGUCUUGGACUUCGCUGGCGAGAGUUCGCAUCUGAACACCCUCAACACUCGGCCAAGUCUUGGAGUGGACGAUAUACUACGCAGUACACAUAUCUCUCAACCAAUGAUAUCGAAGAGACCGAAGCAUCUGAGCUAUCGACUGAAGAAAUGGGCUAUCAACCUCCCCCCAGUUUUAAUAGUCAGAAGCCCGGAUACGAUGUCGCCCCAGCACCCCGUGAACGGCCAGUUCGAGUUCGAAAACCAGCGCAAACAGACCCGCAAAUUUUGAGCUGGAACGAGGCUGUAGACUCGAUUGAGAACCUGGAUCCUGUCCUGCAUGCUGGCAUCAUGGAAGAUGCGAGAAAUGGUAAUCAGCGACUGCCACAAUUCUCUUCUUCGACUAGACGAGAACCUCGUUUGAUGCAGGCCGAGCGACAAUCCACCGGGUCGAUUCAAUUGCAAGGAAACACUCCGCCGGUAGAUAGGCAGAACGCAUCCCUCGACAAUGUCCUUACCAGCUCAUCUUUGGCUGUCGAGCUCACUCCUGAGCAGGAAGAUGCACUGAUACCCGGCGCACCAUGCCCACACAAGGACUGUCGACUCUACCCCAGCAUAUUUUAUAAACUUCAACGGCGCGAAAACGAAGACCUGUCGGAAAUGUGCUUGCAUUUGUUCAGAGUACACCAUACCACGCCCUUCCCAUGUGAAGAGGUUAACUGCAUGCGAAAGGGCGAGCAGGGCUAUUUUAUACCGCUAGACUUGGUCAGGCACGUGAGACUCGCACACAAGACCAUUUCUGCUCUACAACGACUACGAGGCCGCGUUGAUUCAGAUUUGCUUGAGCAGCAAGUAGCACUUGCAAACGAUUCCCUAUCAAAGAGUGAUUCGCCCCCUGGAAUACCUAUCGAUCAACCCAAAUAUUCCGACUUCACGUCUCUGCAACAGAGACCUGCACGGAAUCCUUCGAGUAGCCAGCCGCUGUCAGGCUAUGAUCCGGAUCGAACUUUAACUCCUCGAGGUAUAGCUGCAACAUCGACAUUCACCCCGCAGACUAGCGUCUCAUCGUUGAAAGUCCACCGUUCAUCUGCAGAAUCCACGGCACUGCGAGAUGUGAGCAACGCUCCUGAUAGGGUGAUAAUGGACUCGCAAAUAGGCAGUUCCUCGCAACUGGCAGCAAGCAGCCAGUCUGAGAUGGAACCAAAGACGUUGAGGAGGGUUUCUGAUGAAUCAUUGCCGCGACCCUUGUGUGGGAUACCCAGUAGAAGAUCAUUGAACUCCAAAGCUGCAACCGAGAACAUUCCCCCUAGUCCUCAAACGGCUACCGGUAGCUCAAUCGAGCGUCCCAACCCCGCCGAUGGAUCAAGAAGCACUUCUUCUGGUAACUUUGGGGGCCGCCUGGUUCACGAUUUGACUCACUCCAGCCCGGGCUCGAGCCCGCCGAUGAUAGAAGCCCCACCAAACGUCUCGAUGUAUUCGUCGAAGAUAGGGAGUUCUCAAGAUCCUGCGGAGUCAUCUCUCGGAGCGAUUGCAUCUUCAAGCAAGCCUCCGUUGAAGAAGGCCCCUAACCCUGUUGUCCUGACCCUCACUCGUAAUGUGGUAGAUUCGACUUACGACUUUUCGGACGAGGAGACGGCUGGAGAGUAUGCAGCCGCCCCUGCGCUGACCUCGUCUGUGGCAACAGCCUUGCCAAAAAACCAUGCGAAAGUACUUACGGAGCCGCUAAUCGCGAGGGCUUCUGUUAGGACGAAGCCAGUGGUUGAAAACCAUAUUGACAAACAAACACAUGCUAUUUCGACACCUAUAGUUGCAAUUCAAGCUGCUUCCAAUCCCAAGUCAAAGCCAAAGGCGUCCAAGAACUUUACCACCAAGCCGACUCUUGCAAUAACAGCUGCCAAAAAGCCAGCCAAGUCAAUAUGGGCUAUGCCAGGCAGAAAAUCUGUUGCAAAUAAGCCUCAUGCAACGCCGGCUGCGAAGAUUACUCGCCCAAGGGCUCAUUCCGAAGGUAUUGACGAACUGAGCAUGGGAGUAGAUGACUACGUCUUAUUGUCUUCAGGAUCAAUGGCGAAUCCUUUACCGGUGCCGCAACUGGGCAUUAAGCAUGAAGCCAACACAGAUUCACCGGCGAUGAAUUCUGUUCCCGCAGCCAAGAAGCGAAAGUUCGAUACUUUCCGCAAGGAUGUAUCAGACGGGCAAAUUGCCGCUGAUACGCCGGUACAACCUACCCAAGCCGCUGGUAUACAAGUUGUGCCGGAUGCAGGACAGCCUUCUAUCAAGACUGAAGACGAGCCUCCGCUCCCCGCGGCUCGCCUCAUCCUCCCCAAGCGCAGAGGCAGACCCCCGAAACAGAAACCCGAGGUCGCAGCGGGCACCUCAUCGUCUCAAAUUCGCUCCCCACUCACCGGUCUCUCGAUUCCCAUCCGUACCAGUACACCUCUCCUCGAUCUCACGCCCGCCCGCAACAGACGCGCAAACGCUGAGCGCAUGAGAGAAAUCGAAGACUCGGAGGCUGAAGCGUCGAGUCCGGAGUCUCCGCUGCCGAGACCGAAACGAACCUCGAGCGGGCAGGCGCAGAUGGGGAAUUUUAAACCGGGUGCCCAGAGGCGGUGGAACGCCGAUUCGCUGAGGGCGGAGGGUGUAGCGGUGUUGGUCAAGACGCCUGGUGGGACGAUGAGAAAGUGUGGUGUGGAUAGGUUUGAGUGUGGCAGGUCGUUUUGUUUUCGGUGCUCGAGCGGGGAAAGUAGGAAGGUAGUGGCGGCGUAG
Drepanopeziza brunnea f. sp. 'multigermtubi' MB_m1 is the source of this 4014-nucleotide messenger RNA. RefSeq lists its product as uncharacterized. Gene Ontology annotation, cellular component: nucleus. Gene Ontology annotation, molecular function: protein heterodimerization activity; histone binding. The record is from RefSeq and is a predicted model, not a curated record. NCBI's taxonomy places the organism in Eukaryota, Fungi, Ascomycota, Leotiomycetes, Helotiales, Drepanopezizaceae.